Malus domestica (apple) is the source of this 4081-nucleotide messenger RNA. RefSeq names its product phosphoinositide phosphatase SAC3. The record is from RefSeq and is a predicted model, not a curated record. Gene Ontology annotation, cellular component: intracellular membrane-bounded organelle. Gene Ontology annotation, biological process: phosphatidylinositol dephosphorylation. NCBI's taxonomy places the organism in Eukaryota, Viridiplantae, Streptophyta, Magnoliopsida, Rosales, Rosaceae. Gene Ontology annotation, molecular function: phosphatidylinositol-3,5-bisphosphate 5-phosphatase activity.
AUGACUAGCAAUAAUUAGGUCUCUGUUCCUUUUCUUCUAAAUUUCUACAACGCUGUGGUGUUUCAGGUUUUCAGCCCUCAACGCCUCUUUCUUCUCGAACCUCCCAACUCUUUCUAUUUUUCCGCAAUUUAUUUUCUUUCAUUUUGCGUUUGUAUUUAUCAUCCUUUUCGUCCCCAAAAUUUUCUGCUUGAUAUUCUCCGAGUUGCUGCUUUUCCCUUCCAUAUAAAGCUUCCAUUUUCAAACCUCCAUUUUCUCUCCAUUUUCUCUCUCCUCUUAUCUUUCGCCUCUGCGUUUUCUCUGUAUGUAUCUAUAAUUAUACGCAUAUAUUCCGAUAGCCUGCUUAAUUUUGGCAAUUGGGUUAUUCGAUCCCGGAAAAAAUUGAUUCUCCGACCCCUUUAUUCGAUUUGAUUGAUUGAAAAGAUCAGAAAUUUGAACCAGGAGGAGCUCAAUCUUGCUUUCCUGAAACGAACCCAGAUUUGGAUUUGCGAAUGGGAAGAGGAGGAGCUGGAAUUGGCAAGGUCAAAGUCUGCAGCUGAAGGUUUUGAUUUUUUUUUAUUUUUUUGUAAAAGCUGGGAUUUUGAUUGUAAAUGUUGUAUUUGAAGCAGCCAAACCCCACAAUUCAUACAUGGGGUUCUUUAGGUGAAUGAAGUUCGAGUAGUUUUUCGGUCGUACAAGAUUUUGUGUGGCUUGGAUUUUGGUUGUUCUGUGCAUGCCAUUCUGAUAGAAACCCUGAGCCUGAGGCUCGGGGAUCUGAAAAUUUCGAAGCUUGAAUUGAUGGCGUCCUCAGAGAAUGAGCCUCUGUCCCAAUUGUGUGGCGACGAAACUCGGCCUCCUCCUCAACACGUAGAUAUGCAGAAAUUCCGGCUAUACGGGACUCGAUCGAACUUUUACAUGAUUGGGAGAGAUAAGAGUAGAACAUAUUGGAGAGUGCUAAAGAUUGACCGGUUGGACCCUUGUGAGCUUAACAUUCGUGAAGAUUCUACUACGUACACCGAAAGAGAAUGUUCUGACCUGUUGAGGCGGAUACAUGAAGGGAACAAGGCCACCGGUGGAUUGAAGUUUGUUACCACUUGUUACGGAAUUGUUGGAUUUGUAAAAUUUCUGGGGCCCUAUUACAUGCUGCUUAUCACGAAAAGAAGACAAAUAGGUGCCAUAUGUGGGCAUACGGUCUAUGCAAUUUCCAAGAGUGAAAUGAUACCACUUCCAAAUUCUUCUGUCCUAUCCAGUACCACUAAUUCUAAAAAUGAAAACAGAUAUAAGAAGCUCUUAAGCACAGUGGACCUUACAAAGGACUUCUUUUUCAGCUACUCAUACCAUGUUAUGCGUAGUCUGCAAAAGAACAUGUGUAAGAAUGAGACAGGUCAUGUCCUUUAUGAAACCAUGUUUGUCUGGAAUGAGUUCUUAACCCGGGGAAUUCGGAAUCACCUCCAAAAUACCGUUUGGACAGUUGCAUUGGUUUAUGGCUUCUUUAAACAGGCCACUUUCUCUAUAUCUGGACGUGACUUCAAGCUGACCCUUAUUGCAAGACGUUCACGUCAUUAUGCAGGCACCAGGUAUCUAAAACGAGGUGUUAAUGAGAAGGGAAGAGUAGCUAAUGAUGUUGAGACAGAACAGAUUGUCUGUGAGGAUGUUCCUGAGGGGUUUCCUAUGCAAAUAAGUUCUGUUGUGCAGAACCGGGGCUCAAUCCCUCUAUUUUGGUCACAGGAAACCUCACGUUUAAAUAUCAAACCAGAUAUAAUAUUGUCAAAGAAGGACCAAAACUAUGAAGCCACUAGGCUUCACUUUGAAAAUCUUGUCAAGAGAUAUGGGAACCCCGUAAUUAUUUUGAAUCUGAUCAAGACACAAGAGAAGAGGCCUCGAGAGUCCAUACUGCGUACAGAGUUUGCUAAUGCAAUUGAUUUCAUUAAUAAAGACCUAUCUGAUGAGAACCGUCUGAGAUUCCUUCACUGGGAUCUCCACAAGCAUUCCCGGAGCAAAGCUAUAAAUGCUUUACUACUCUUGGGCAAGGUGGCUACAUAUGCCUUGACACUAACUGGGUUCUUCUAUUGUCAAGUUAACCCAACACUGCGACCUGACAGUGUCAUUAAGUGGCCUUCCUCUGGGCAUUUUGACAGUGGUAACUUGUCUGUUGAAAUACAUAAUGCUAAUGGUGAUGAGGAAGCUAAUGGUAAAGAGGAUGCCGAUAACAUAGAGUGUAAACCAAGUGGAGGCAGAAAUAUUGCAAAUGGUGAUCAGUCUGUUGAAAUACAUAAUGCUAAUGGUGAUGAGGAAGCUAAUGGUAAAGAGGAUGCUGAUAACAUAGAGUGUAAACCAAGUGGAGGCAGAAAUAUUGCAAAUGGUGAUCAUUCUGUCAAGCCAUCCAUGUUCCAGAGUGGGGUGCUUAGAACCAACUGCAUAGACUGUCUGGAUCGCACAAAUGUUGCUCAGUAUGCAUAUGGGUUGGCUGCAUUGGGACACCAGCUUCAUGCUUUGGGAGCUAUAGACAAUCCAAGGAUAGACCUUGAUGCUCCUUUGGCUGAUGACUUGAUGGGAUUUUACGAAAGAAUGGGUGACACACUUGCACACCAGUACGGUGGUUCCGCUGCUCAUAACAAGAUAUUUUCUGAGAGAAGGGGUCAGUGGAGAGCAGCAACUCAGUCUCAGGAGUUCUUCAGAACUCUUCAACGGUAUUACAGCAAUGCUUAUAUGGAUGCAGAGAAGCAAGAUGCAAUUAAUGUAUUUCUUGGGCAUUUUCAACCACAAGAAGGUAAACCUGCACUGUGGGAAUUGGAUUCUGACCAACAUUAUUACUCUGGGAGGGAUGAAACAAAAGAUAAGGAUCUAGAUGGAAGGUCCAUUUUCAAAAGAUGUUAUUCAGAUGGCAACAUUCUUCGAGAAAGCAGCUCACCUAUUUCAUCCACACAUGUUAAGCAGAAAUUUACAAACCCUUGUAUGCCUGAUCGAUCACAACAAGAAAGCAAGAUUCUUUCGGAGUCAUCACCUGAUAUAUCAACUUCUGAGAGUGAUAUUGCAUUUUCAAGGUACACUCCUUCAAUGCCUCGCAGGCAACUGUUUGGAGAGUUUCAAAGAUUCCGGUGUGAAAGUGAUCAUAUUUACUAUUCUGAACACGGAGAUUCGUACAACUUCUCAAACUUUGUUGACCUAGACUGGCUAUCUUCAUCUGCAAAUUCUUGUGAGGAGGAGCCAUUUGAGAGGUCGUCAGUACUUACAAACUCUCCAAUUGAGGGGCAAUCAUCGGAGAAUAUUGUUAAUGGAAUAAUGGGGGAUCCUACUCCGUCUACAAGUGAAUAUGGACCAAGCUUGAAGGGGAAGGAGCAGACAGGAACGGGGUUGUCCUUUAAUAACGGGGAGAGUUCCAAUGUUCUCGAGGAGUACCCCGAUAGCUUUGUGAACUGGGUCAACUUCGGAGAGACGCUAUGCCACUGAAUUUCUCAAUCAAUUUUCCUCAAUAAUUCGUUCCUGCCUUCAUUUGGCUCGAGCACUUUCCAAAAGAUGCUGAUCCACGGAUCAGAAACUAUUAGAGUGCGUGUUAGUGAUAUCGGGAACAAUGGAGAAACAAAGGCGGUGGAACCGGCGUUCCUCUGGCGUUCGUGAGAGGAUACUAUUCCUAGAGGCAGAUUGUCCCGGCCCUCGGGUACGAUACAGCAGUGAUUUGUUCAUGAAAAGAAGAAAAAAGUCAGUCGGAAGUUAUACCAAAAGUACAGAAGAGUAAAUAGUCAACAGUUAAGAGAUUCUUUAGGAGCUCUUUCUCCGUCAGUUCAUGGAUAAUAGAUUUCAAUCUUGUAAAUAUUUUGCUCGUUGGAGCUCCACUUUAGAAUUGCUGGCCGUCGAUUCUUUUAUUUUCCGUCGUGUUAAUUCGUGGACCGGCGAAAAAACUGACUUUGCCGGGUAACUGUUGCGGAAUAUCAGACCCUACUGUUGUAGUAGUACAACUGAUGAUGCAGCGAUUCUUCUUGCCUCUAAGCGCUAAUUUUAGGCCUAGCCUUUCAAGACCAGGCGUUUGGCAUAAAGAUUCACUGUACAAAUAUUCAUUCAAUAAGUUGUCCAAUUUGGCCCAAUAAAAAUUUCACCAUUUAAUUCA